GCUGCUCUCUCGCCAUCCACGGCCCCAGCAAACAUGGCGGCGCGCAGGGGACCCACGAGUGUAAAUCACACAGAGGAAGAGGAGCCGCAAAUAAAGCGACGGAAAGACAAGAGGCUGAUCGUGUUACUGGAGGGGGCCAGCCUGGAGACCGUGCGGGUUGGGAAAACAUACGAAUUAUUAAACUGUGACCAACAUAAAAACAUCCUGGUGAAGAAUGGGCGAGACCCUGGCGAGGUGCGGCCGGACAUCACCCAUCAGAGUUUGCUGAUGUUGUUGGACAGCCCUCUGAACCGGGCCGGAUUGUUACAAGUCUAUAUCCACACACAGAGGAACGUUCUCAUUGAGAUCAACCCACAGACCCGCAUCCCCCGAACCUUCCCCCGAUUCUGUGGUCUGAUGGUACAACUGCUGCAUAAGCUGAGCGUCAGAGCUGCCGAUGGACCCCAGAAACUUUUAAAGGUUAUUAAGAAUCCAAUAACGGAUCACCUUCCUGCUGGGUGCUUGAAGGUCGGCACCUCCUUUCAGGGUGAGAGCGUUCCUUGCGUUCGAGAUCUUGUCGCCACCGACCAGCCAAUGAUGAUCGUAAUCGGAGCGUUUGCACAUGGCUCGGUUAAUGUAGAUUUCACGGAGCGCAGCGUGUCCAUCAGUCAGUAUCCUCUGUCCGCAGCCCUGACCUGUGCGAAGAUCUGCACUGCUUUCGAAGAAGUCUGGGGGGUGGUAUGAAGACCCCGGAAACUUCCUGCUGCUUCCUUAUUCCAAACUCCCUGUGUUCUCUGUAUUGUAUUUCACUUAUCGAACCCUUUAUAUGUAAUUACUGUAUAUGUCUUUUAAAUUAAAAAUUAAGAAAA
Molecule: messenger RNA, 848 nt
Organism: Bufo gargarizans (Asiatic toad)
Lineage: Eukaryota; Metazoa; Chordata; Amphibia; Anura; Bufonidae
Gene: EMG1
Product: EMG1 N1-specific pseudouridine methyltransferase
Exons: 6
Coding region: 34-723 (229 amino acids)
Biological process (GO): rRNA base methylation
Cellular component (GO): small-subunit processome; nucleolus
Molecular function (GO): rRNA binding; rRNA (pseudouridine) methyltransferase activity
Source: RefSeq, a predicted model, not a curated record